Molecule: messenger RNA, 1909 nt
Organism: Bombus impatiens (common eastern bumble bee)
Lineage: Eukaryota; Metazoa; Arthropoda; Insecta; Hymenoptera; Apidae
Gene: Obp9
Product: general odorant-binding protein 83a-like
Exons: 6
Coding region: 1467-1865 (132 amino acids)
Biological process (GO): sensory perception of smell
Molecular function (GO): odorant binding
Source: RefSeq, a predicted model, not a curated record
CACUUCUGUUGCUGUUCAAAACCGAAUGAAUCUUUGAACAGAUUCUUUUCUUUUGUUACUUCUCGAUAUUCCCACUAUGCACGCGUUUGUUAGACGUCUGCGACCGUUGCCGCGUACGCAUUCUUACGAAUAUUCGGCGGAAGGACCGUAGGGAUAUCGAUUGGACAUUAGGCAUGUCGGCCAUACACUUUGAUGACAUUAUGCUUGUGUCGCGAAGUCGUCGAGUGCCGCCACAAUGCUAUAUAAAAUUUUGGAAUUUCAUUAGCAUUAGGAUGAAAUACAACUAUCGUGAUUAUACUGACAAAAUUUGAAAGAAAUCUGACGAUUUACACAUACAGGGUGGUCUAAAAAUCAGUCCUCACUGGUCAAUACACAAUCAAAAGUUAAUCGGCUUGCAGUCGACUAUAAAUUGCAAUAUUACGAAUUUCAAAAAAGAUUCUGCUUCGAUGACAAGCCAAGGAUACCUUGAUCUUUUUAAAUGGCACUAUGUAUUUCUGUCUGCAUAAUGCUGUAUGCGAGUUACAUAUAUGCUAUAUAUUGUUGUAUGCUCUUAGUUUGCGAGGUAUUUGUAAAAGACUGUCAGUAACACUAUAACAUUGUAGAAUACAUUAUUCUACCUAUUAUUGUGUGUCCGUGACAGCGUAUGCGUUAGCAUAAUGGGUUGCCGGCUGUCUCACGGUGGCUGGAUAAAAUAGUACCUAACCCGGAGAUAAUUUUUAUCUUUUGUUCAUAGUUUAUAUAGGAUUGGAUUAGGCGUGAGGUUGUAACAUGCAGAGAAAAACUUUGAACGAAAUGUUGACUUCUACACCAUAUUAGUAGAAUCAUCGAAAUCCAAGAUGACGGCAGCUUUCUAAAUAAUUAGCAACAAUUUUAGCGUAAUAGAAACGAGAAAUUAUGCACGCAACAUUUCUCUAAUUUAGAUGUUGGACAAAAUACAACUUUAUAUAGAGACGAAGAGAACAAUAGCUAACUAUUCGUGCAAUAGUAAGCGUAAAUACGUUAUAGUAGACUAAUUGUAAGUUUCAAUAUGUAAUCGUGUCGUAUUCGAGGUUCUCUCCGACACUUGCUCGGUACUGUUCAGUACGUGACGUGUCCACUUAAGAUAAAUUGUCGCAAGGUUAAAUAUUGCUGCUAUCUUUCAACAGGCAGAGCAUAAUAUUUAUAGAACAUCUGGCAGGACAAGAUCAAUCGUCAAGAAAUUGACGAUGAUUCGCCAGUUUCCGAAGUGAGGGAAAAGCAUGGAGCGCUAGUAAGACUCAUUGAUACGUUUGCCAUUGAUUAUCGGAUUGCUUUGAGUUCCAUUUAUUGAUUAAUUGCCCGACAUAAUUUUGAUCUACGUAAAUCUUGACGUUUAUACGAAUGGUCGAGUAACAACUGGCUAUCGGGCUGAUAAAGUUCCAGUUGAGGCGUUGGUGUUCGAAGUGGUUUUAAAUCGUUCCUUGCGAAUCAAGAGCAUUAGAAGAAACAUGUUAAGAAAUUGUCGUUUCUUUCUCGUUCUAUCGACGAUCCUAAUUUUGUUGCAUCUUGGUAAGGCAGAUAUUAGGAAGGACUGUCGCAAGGAAUCGAAGGUUUCAUGGGCCGCAUUAAGACGGAUGAAAGCCGGAGACUUGGAACAGGAAGAUCAAAACUUAAAGUGCUACCUCAAGUGCUUCAUGAUGAGGCACGGUAUCUUAGAUAAGAACGCGGAGGUAGAUGUGCAAAGGGCGCUUCGACAUCUGCCACGAAGCAUGCAAGACUCGUCUAAGAAAUUGUUUAACAAGUGUAAAUCUGUUCAGAGUGACGAUCCUUGCGACAAGGCUUACAAGAUGAUCAAAUGUUACGUAGGACAUCACCCAGAGAUUUUGCAGAGCGUACCUUUCCUCUAGAGCUCUCGUCACGAGAGCCGCAGGGAGAUACUCGAGUAUUAAAA